Messenger RNA from Trichomycterus rosablanca, 1721 nucleotides. Its product is annotated as activin receptor type-2B. Gene Ontology annotation, cellular component: activin receptor complex; plasma membrane. The transcript has 11 exons. Gene Ontology annotation, molecular function: activin receptor activity; activin binding; ATP binding. The record is from RefSeq and is a predicted model, not a curated record. The coding region runs from base 27 to 1586 and encodes 519 amino acids. Gene Ontology annotation, biological process: cellular response to growth factor stimulus; protein phosphorylation; activin receptor signaling pathway. Lineage: Eukaryota; Metazoa; Chordata; Actinopteri; Siluriformes; Trichomycteridae.
AUUCGGGUCUGCAUCGCUGCAGGAACAUGUUUGCUCGCUGCCUGACUCUGGCACUAAUUCAGGGAAGUUUGUUUACAGGUCCUGGGCGAGGGGAAGUUGGCACCAGAGAGUGUGUGUAUUAUAAUGAUAACUGGCGAGCCGAGAGGACGAAUCAGAGCGGCUAUGAGAGAUGUGAGGGAGAGAAGGACAAGCGGCAGCACUGCUACGCUUCCUGGAUUAACUCCUCCGGAACUAUCCAUCUGGUCAAAAAGGGCUGCUGGCUUGAUGACUUUAACUGCUAUGACAGACAGGAGUGUGUGGCCACAGAGGAAAAUCCUCAGGUCUUUUUCUGCUGCUGUGAGGGAAAUUACUGCAAUGAGAGAUUCACACACCUGCCUGAAACCAUCGCACCUGCUGUGAAGAUCCAACCUCCUCCCAUGGGUCUGUCUGUGCUUGGAGUAUUGGCAUACUCCAUCCUUCCUCUAGUUGUGCUCUCUCUGGCCCUGGUUCUAGCCUGCUGGACCUACCACCAGCGUAAAGCACCGUACGGCCAUGUUGACAUCAGCCAGGAUGUUGGUCCUGCUCCUCCAUCUCCUCUGGUGGGUCUAAAGCCACUGCAGCUGCUGGAGUUGAAAGCCAGGGGGCGCUUUGGGUGUGUGUGGAAGGCGCAGUUACUAAAUGAAUAUGUGGCAGUCAAAAUCUUCCCUGUUCAGGAUAAGCAGUCAUGGCAGAAUGAAAGAGACAUUUACCUCACCGAAGGACUCAAACAUGAGAACCUGUUACACUACAUCACUGCAGAAAAGCGAGGAACCAACCUGCAGCUGGAGCUCUGGCUUAUUACAGAGUUCCAUGAGAGGGGGUCUUUAACCGAUUACCUGAAAGGGAAUGUGGUGAGCUGGGCUGAGUUGUGCCACAUUGCUGAGAGCAUGGCUCGAGGUCUGGCCUUUCUACAUGAGGAUCUGACUUACAGACUGGAGAAGCCUAAACCUGCAAUUGCACACAGGGACUUUAAGAGUAAGAAUGUGCUACUCAGGAAUGAUUUAACUGCUGUGAUUGGAGAUUUUGGCCUGGCAGUGUGCUUUGAACCAGGGAAGCCACCAGGGGAUACUCAUGGUCAGGUUGGCACCAGACGCUACAUGGCCCCAGAGGUGUUGGAGGGUGCUAUUAACUUCCACAGAGAUGCAUUUUUAAGGAUAGAUAUGUAUGCUUUCGGCCUGGUGAUCUGGGAACUGUUGUCUCGCUGCUCUGCUGCUGAUGGGCCAGUGGAUGAGUACCAACUUCCCUUUGAGGAGGAGGUUGGCCAGCAUCCAUCUCUGGAAGACCUACAAGAUGUAGUGGUCCACAAGAAGAUGAGGCCCAUCUUCAAGGACUGCUGGUUUAAACAUACGGGUUUGGCCCAAAUGUGCGAAACUGUGGAAGAGUGCUGGGACCACGACGCCGAGGCCCGUCUGUCUGCAGGCUGUGUGGAGGAACGCAUCACCACCACCACCACCACCAGGGCAACAAAUACUGUCACUAUUACCAACAGUUCUACCUCAGAGUGCCUGGUCUCCAUGAUCCUCUCAGACAGUGACUCUGAUCUACCACCUAAAGAGUCCAGCACCUGAGAUCUCAGCCUGUGAAACAUGAGCCAGAGACAGAAGUACCAUGGUUCUGUGUAUGUUCCUUCAGAUUUUAACAAUAAUGGGGAUCUGGCUGCUUUUUUUAGUCUACAUAUACUGUAUGUGGAGUUCUUUUUGUGU